Messenger RNA from Aaosphaeria arxii CBS 175.79, 610 nucleotides. RefSeq lists its product as uncharacterized. The record is from RefSeq and is a predicted model, not a curated record. The transcript is spliced from 2 exons. The coding region runs from base 31 to 297 and encodes 88 amino acids. Lineage: Eukaryota; Fungi; Ascomycota; Dothideomycetes; Pleosporales.
CAACUUGCCAACCUCAGGAUAAAUGUAACAAUGUCUAUCCCUACGAUAGUAAUAUUCUAUCUUCUAGCAAAAAGAAGUGGAGCCUUUCACCCAGGGCGUCAGAACUACCCUCAAUCCACCACAGUUCCUUUUCUGGGACUCGCUAUCUCGGAUUGUUGCCUGCAAUACGCGUCAUAUGCAUUACUCGGUCUAGUAUAUGUCACACUCCCACUCUAUAUCUACUCUACUUACGAGCAUGAACCUUCCCAAAUAUCUGCGCCUGACCACGAUAAAUCAGAAAAGAAGCGACUAGACUAGCUUGAAGACCGAUUGCGCAGGCUUGAAGAAGAGAGACCUCAGUAACUAUGCUGUCUGAGAAACGUUAAUGUCAUAGUACAAAGUAUUCCAAACUCCACUCAAUGUCAUAAGACAUGCCGAAGAUUGCAAGUACAUAAAAUCAAUUCGAAUGCCCGUCCGUAUUGGAAAGGACGUCGUGGAUCAAUCGACAUCACUCUAUAGUCAAUUAAUCUCAAGGCAUGUCGAUAUUGUCCAUUUCUUCCACCCUUCAUCCACUUCCACCAAUUCCACCAAUUCGGAAUGACUAACAAUAUAACAGAGAUCGAGCAAGACG